Messenger RNA from Annulohypoxylon truncatum, 1764 nucleotides. Its product is annotated as asparaginyl-tRNA synthetase. Bases 1 to 1764 code for a protein of 587 amino acids. Gene Ontology annotation, cellular component: cytoplasm. The record is from RefSeq and is a predicted model, not a curated record. Gene Ontology annotation, biological process: asparaginyl-tRNA aminoacylation. Lineage: Eukaryota; Fungi; Ascomycota; Sordariomycetes; Xylariales; Hypoxylaceae. Gene Ontology annotation, molecular function: asparagine-tRNA ligase activity; nucleic acid binding; ATP binding. The transcript has 2 exons.
AUGGCUGCCGUGGAAGAGCUGGCCCAACGGGUCAAGAACGACGAGAAGUGCUUCAUUGAUACUGAUGCGGGUAAAGAUGACGAGACCGCCGAUGGCUCCGAGUUUAAGCCCUACAAGUCGUUGGCCUAUGCCUACAUCCAGAACUUCGAGAAGCCCACACCUCAAUACCAAAUUCGAGCUUCCGUCACUGGCCCUGUCGGUGCCGACGAAGACCCUUCCGUCCGACUCUUAUGGAAGGAACCCGCCAAGAGCGCCGUUAAGAAGGCUCAGGGAGCACUUGACGCUCAUAAGAAAAAGCUUCAGAAGCAGCAAACCGCCGCCGCCGCCGAGGAACAACUGAAGAAGCAGAGACAACAGACCCUCGAGGCUGCGAAAAAGGUGGUGAUCAAACAGGAUGAGUCACUGCCGAAACCUCUUAAGAUCAAGAUCGGCCGUAAGGAUAUUGAGCUUGGAGAAGGCGAUAAGAAAGGAACGCGAGUUAAGGUAUUCGGACGGAUUCACCGUUUGCGAGUACAGAAGCAGGCUACCUUUAUCACCUUGGUCGACGGAUAUGGCCAGCUGCAAUGUAUUUUGGCCGCUGGUGACUUGACCAAGACCUACGAUGCCUUGACCUUUGCCCAAGGAACUUCGCUCGCACUUUAUGGUGAGAUGCGCAAGGUACCCGCCGGACAGACGGCCCCUGAUGAUCGAGAGUUGCAUGUCGAUUACUACGAGGUUCUGGGUGCGUCGCCGAGCGACGAGGAGGCCAUCACUAACAAAGUCUCUGCUCAGCAGAACCAAUGGGAUGCCCAGAUGCUUGACAACAGGCACUUGGUCUUGCGAGGCGAGAACGCUUCUGCUCUCAUGAAAAUCCGUGCCGCCGUAGAGGGAGCGUUUACCAAGGUCUACGAAGAUCUACAGCUCACAAAGGUCUCGCCGCCGGCUCUGGUUCAGACUCAGGUUGAAGGCGGUGCUACCCUCUUCAGCGCGCCUUACUAUGAUGAGAUGGCGUACCUUACUCAGUCGUCUCAACUCUACCUCGAAACCGUCAUUCCUAGUCUAGGAGACGUCUACUGUAUCGAGAAAUCGUUCCGUGCUGAGAAGAGUUUGACGCGUCGUCAUCUUUCUGAGUACACCCACAUCGAGGCCGAGCUGGAUUACAUUGACUUCGACGAGCUGUUGGACCACCUCGAAGAGGUUAUCUGCCGCGUUAUCGAUAUUGUGCUAGCCAACCCUACUAUCGCUGCGCAUCUAAAGGAGCUUAACCCUACCUUCGAGAAGCCCUCUCGCCCCUUCUUGCGCAUGAAGUAUAGUGACGCUAUCGACUGGCUUAACGCCCAAGAUCCCCCCAUCCCCAACGAGGAGGGCAACCCCCACGUGUUCGGAGACGAUAUCGCGGAGGCUGCUGAGCGUCGGAUGACGGACAUUAUCAACCGACCUAUCUUUCUAACGCAUUUCCCGGUAGAGAUCAAGGCCUUCUACAUGAAGAAGGACCCUUCAGAUUUACGAGUAACCGAAAGUGUGGACUGCUUGAUGCCUGGUGUUGGUGAGAUUGUGGGCGGUAGCAUGAGGAUGGAAGGUUACGAUGAACUUCUCGAAGCAUAUAAGAAGCAGGGCAUCGACUCCAAGGACUACUACUGGUACACUGACCAGCGAAAAUACGGUACUUCUCCUCAUGGUGGAUACGGUCUUGGACUUGAACGAUUCCUUGCUUGGAUUGCUAACCAGCACACCGUCCGCACGACUUGCUUGUAUCCCCGCUUCAUGGGACGAUGCAAGCCUUGA